Pectinophora gossypiella (pink bollworm) is the source of this 3298-nucleotide messenger RNA. RefSeq lists its product as uncharacterized. Gene Ontology annotation, biological process: DNA integration. The record is from RefSeq and is a predicted model, not a curated record. Gene Ontology annotation, molecular function: nucleic acid binding. Lineage: Eukaryota; Metazoa; Arthropoda; Insecta; Lepidoptera; Gelechiidae. The transcript has 2 exons. Bases 427 to 3036 code for a protein of 869 amino acids.
AUGUUUGUUCAAAGUGUGGUAUCAUUGGACAUUUGCGGAGAGUGUGCACGGUGCAGAGAGCGGGGCAGCAGGGGGGCAGUCGACCCCGUAUGCAAAGGGGUGGACCUGGAGGCAUGGGUAGCACACGGGCUCACUAUGUGCACGGCGAGGAGGUGCCCGAAUGUAGAAGAUGCACCGACAGUGGCGGCGCCGGCGCGGGGGCCAUCGUUGAGGAAAGUUAUAACGACGACGAUUAUGAGGAGCCAGUAAUGCAAAUGUCAUUGAGCAAUUACAGACCGAUACCCUAAAUUAUUUGAUGGCGAGUUGGGGCGUUUCAAUGGUGGCAAGGCGAGGCUACACGUGCGCACGGACGCGGUCCCGGUGUACUGCCGCGCGCGGCCGCUGCCGUACGCGCUGCGUGAGCGCGUCGACUCCGAGCUGGACGCUAUGCUGGCGGCUGGCGUGGUCAAGCCCGUCGACUGCUCCGACUGGGCCACACCGCUUGUAGUGGUCAGCAAGCCCGACGGAGCCAUUCGGAUAUGCGCAGAUUAUAAGGUGACAUUGAAUCGUUACUUAUCGAUCGACAAGUUUCCUGUGCCCAAGAUUGACGAUUUGUUAACUAAUUUAGGAGGUUGUCAGUACUUUAGUAAUAUUGACCUGUCUCAAGCGUACAAUCAAAUUGAACUUGAUAAUGACUCUAAAAAGUAUACGGUUAUCAAUACCCAUAGGGGUUUGUUUAUGUACAAUAGAUUGGUGUUCGGACUGGCUUCUAGUCCGGGAAUAUUUCAGAGAAUGAUGAUAAAUCUUUUAGGAGAUAUACCUAAUGUAGUUAUAUUUUUAGAUGAUGUUUUAAUUGCAACUGAAACGAAAGAAAAGCAUUUUAAAAUAUUAGAUAUGGUUCUGCGUCGAUUGGUGGAAUACGGAAUGAAAGUUAAAAAAGAAAAGUGUGCUUUUCUUGUAAGUAACGUCAAGUAUUUGGGCUAUGUAAUCGAUAAAAAUGGAAUACGGGCGGAUCAGGACAAAAUAAAAGCAAUUGUGGAAUUAAAAAGUCCCAGGGAUGUUUCGGAAUUGAGAUCUUUUAUCGGAAUGGUAAAUUUUUACAGCAGAUUUAUUAAAAACCUGAGUACUUACUUAAAUCCGUUGUAUAAUUUACUAAAGAAAUGUGUGAAAUGGUACUGGGGCGAGGAACAAAAGCACGCUUUUUCCCAAGUUAAACGUUUGUUGAGUGAAACAAUUAUAUUAACUCAUUACGAUGGGAGUCGACCCAUGAUAGUGACUUGUGACGCGUCAGCGCACGGGCUGGGGGCCGUGCUGGCGCAGCGCGACGCGGAGGGGCGCGAGCGGCCCGUGGCGUGCGUGUCGCGCGCGCUCACGCCCGCCGAGCUCAACUACAGCCAGAUCCAGAAGGAGGCUUUGGCUAUCGUGUAUGCCGUGAAGAAAUUCCAUCAAUAUCUGUUUGCACGUCAUUUUACUUUACGAACAGACCACAAACCAUUGGUUACUAUUUUCGGCCCCCAUCAAGGUAUACCGAAUAUGACAUCUAGUAGGCUACAAAGAUGGGCAUUAAUUUUAUCCGCGUAUAACUUUGGUAUAGAAUAUGUAAACACGGAAAAAAAUGUGGCGGAUGCUUUAUCGCGGAUGUUAAUGAAACAUAAAGAAACCCAAGUGAGCGAGUACAAUGAGCUGCCCGAGCAAACAUACCUACACUUCGCAUCGGAUGCUUUAUUAUUAGAUUAUACACAAAUUAAACGGGAAACCGCAAAUGAUUGUGUAUUGAGCAGGGUGCUUAGUUACAUAAGAGACGGAUGGCCUCAUAAAAUGGAUAUGAAAGAACUGCAACCCUUUUUCACUAGAAAAAACGAGUUGUAUGAAGAAAUGGGCUGCAUCAUGUGGGGUUAUCGUGUAGUCAUACCUAGGUCAUGUACAGGGAAAGUUUUAAAAGAGUUACAUGAUUCUCAUAUGGGGAUUGUAAAAACGAAGCAGGUAGCGCGUAGUUACGUGUGGUGGCCAGGGUUAGACGAGGUAGUGGAGGACGUGUGCCGCGCAUGCGCCGUGUGCGCCAGUGUGGCGGACGCCCCGCCUGCGCACACGCCGCGCAGCUGGCCAUGGCCUGCACGUCCCUGGACCAGAUUACAUAUGGACUUUCUUGGCCCAUUUAAUGGAAUUUUGUACUUCGUUACUAUUGAUGCAGGGUCAAAGUGGAUUGAAAUUUCGAAAAUAAACAAUACAUCGGCAAAAAGUGUAAUUAUCAAUUUACGAGAUAUGUUUGCUAGAUUUGGCUUACCAAAGCAAAUAGUAAGUGAUAAUGGUCCACCAUUUAGUAGCGCAGAAUUUUCAUUGUUUUUGAAAAGUAAUGGUAUUGAGCAUAUUACGGCGGCGCCAUAUCACCCCGCAUCUAAUGGCGCGGCGGAAAAUGCGGUGAAAACUUGUAAAAAAGUAAUAAAAAAAGCGUACGCUCAAGGGGUAGAUGUCGAAACAGCUUUAAAUAGGUAUUUGUUGAUGUAUAGGAAUACUGAACACAGUACAACAGGUGUAAGCCCAGCCAAAUUGUUGCAAGGACGAUCGCUACGCACCAGACUGGACUGUUUGAAGCCAGAGCGUGAUUGUCACGUUCAAGCCGCUCAACGACGACAAGAGAGGGCGGUAGGAGGGGUUGUGAGGGAGUUUAAAGAGGGAGCAGGGAUAUGGUAUCGCAGCUAUCGUCCAGGCAAAGAUAAGUGGUUGGCAGGGAAAAUAGUAAAAAAGUUAGGCAGUACAAACUAUGAGUUAGAAACGUCAGAGGGCACUAAUAUACAUAGACAUGUCGAUCAGAUAAGAGUGCGUUCUUUGUCAUCAAUUAGUUGUCCUCCGCGGAGCAGCGGCCUGUCGCCUCAGUCUGUAUUGGUAUGUCCGAGUGGCUCGGCGGACAGCGGCGGUGCUGGCGGCGCCGCCGGCAGCGUAGCGGCUGGCGAGCGGCCGCGUGCGGCGGAUGCGCCGGACCCUGCCCUCAUUGAUACGCAUACUCGACCUUUAAGAACUCGUAGGCCACCAAGAUAUUAUGGUUUUGAAAUAGAUUAAGAUGGUAUUAGAUUGUAAAGUAAUAAUAAGUUAUAUAAUUUAGCUACUGUUUUGAGUUAUUUAUUUUGUAAUAAGAUGUGUAUACUGUAGAGGACUUUCAAGAUGAUUUUGUAAGAUUCGUUAGUAAGGAGUAGAUAUUUUAAUAUAGAUAUUAGAAUAAGGGUGGAGGUGUAAUGUAGGUAUUAGGUUAAUUAUCUUUUAUAAUGUAACGUAUUAUGUAGGUAGUCAGCGAGAGCCAGUUUCGAUUAUAACGGUGUUACGA